CUCCGUUCCCAUUUCCAUCGGCCAGUCCCCACUUUCUCCAUCCAUCCAUCUCGCCUCGUCGUCUUCCCCGCGAGGCCGCCGCGCCGCCCCCGCUAAUCCGCUAUAAAAUCUGACCGCGAUCGAGAUGCGGAAAUAUCGAGUCGCCGGACUGGUAGCCGCCCUGCUCGUGCUGCAAGCCCUAGCCACGCCGUCCGCUCAGGCAGAGGCGUGUCGGGCACGUGAGGGAGAGGAGAAGAUGGCACACACCGCGACCGACGGAGGGCCGGUGGUCGGCGGCGUCGAGCCGGUGGGGAACGAGAACGACCUCCACCUAGUCGACCUCGCCCGCUUCGCCGUCACCGAGCACAACAAGAAGGCCAAUGCUUUGCUGGAGUUCGAGAAACUUGUAAAGGUGAAGCAGCAAGUUGUUGCUGGCACGCUGUAUUAUUUCACAAUUGAGGUGAACGAAGGGGGUGCCAAGAAGCUCUAUGAAGCCAAGGUCUGGGAGAAGCCGUGGAUGGACUUCAAGGAGCUCCAGGAGUUCAAGCCUGUCGAAUCUAGUGCAAACGCCUAAUAAGGCACAUUUCAUAUGCCAUGUGCAGCAUGAAGCGAUCAAUAACACGCAGAAUCAUACGGUGUGGAACUGUGGGUAUGGCUAUUGGACAGGUUAAGUAUCGGCAUGAUAAUAUGGCUUGGAUAUAGCUAUUGUAUAUGUUAAGGAUCCACACAAUAAUAUUGCUUGGAUAUAGUUAUUGGAGACUGUGCAUAUGGCAUGUUCUAGUAUGUAUUAGUUUAAUAGUUUUAUGAGUAAGAAUGCUUGCAAGGUGUAUUAACUACAAAUAUUGCAAUAAAAGUCUCUUGCUACAAUUUGUGGAUU
Molecule: messenger RNA, 856 nt
Organism: Oryza brachyantha (malo sina)
Lineage: Eukaryota; Viridiplantae; Streptophyta; Magnoliopsida; Poales; Poaceae
Product: cysteine proteinase inhibitor 1
Exons: 3
Coding region: 125-553 (142 amino acids)
Molecular function (GO): cysteine-type endopeptidase inhibitor activity
Source: RefSeq, a predicted model, not a curated record